This is a messenger RNA of Arachis ipaensis, 1146 nucleotides long. RefSeq names its product protein FAR1-RELATED SEQUENCE 5-like. Lineage: Eukaryota; Viridiplantae; Streptophyta; Magnoliopsida; Fabales; Fabaceae. The record is from RefSeq and is a predicted model, not a curated record.
AUGUAUGUUGUGCUGGACAAGGAGAAUGAAUGUUGGGUUGUGUCUAGAUUAGAACUGAGGCAUUCUCACCCCUGUUCGUCUAAGAAAGCUGUCCACUAUCAUGAAUACCGAGAGCUGACCAUGCAUGCUAAGUGUGUCAUUACGGAUAACGACGAGGCUGGAAUAAGGCCCAACAAGACGUAUCUAGCACUGGCAAACGAGGUUGGUGAGUCCGCAAACCUGGGUUUUUCUGAAAAGGAUGUCAGAAAUUACAUCACACGCAAUCUCCGAUGCUCCGAUGACAAUGAGGACUUCCAGGGGAUGAUGAAUUAUUUCGUUCGAAUGAAGGAGAUCAAUCCCAACUUCUUUUAUGCAAUAGAUGUUGACGAUGCUAAUAAAUUUAGAAGCGCACUUUGGGUAGAUGCUAGGUGCAGGGCUUCUUAUGAAUACUACGGAGAUGUGGUGUCGUUUGACACCACAUACAGAAGAAACAUGCAUGGUCUGCCGUUUGCAUCCUUUGUAGGUGUAAACCACCAUGGGAAGUCCACUCUUCUUGGCUGCGCUUUACUUGGGAGCGAGGAGAUCCCUAGUUUUGAGUGGGUGUUCACGCAGUGGGUGAGAUGCAUCGGGACUGUACCAAAGAGAAUUAUCAUUGACCAGUGCAAGGCGAUGACUGGUGCUAUUAGGAAUGUCCUACCUGACACUGUCCACCGAUGGUGCAUCUGGCACAUAAUGAAGAAAUCACAAUUCAAGCUUGGUGGAUACGCUAGGUACGGAGAACUGAGUGCAAUGAUGAAUCACAUUUCCCACCUUGAUUCCGUUCGUAUUGUUUUUAUAAGAAAUGUAGAAGAGUUUUCUAGCUCUAACGACAGUGGAUGGUCCUUUCAGUAUGUAAACAGAUACCUUUACGCAAAUCGACGGAAGUGGGUUCCAAUUUUUUUCAAGAGUCAAUUUUGGGCAGGCAUGAGGAGUACACAGCGUAGUGAAAGUAUGCAUGCAUUUUAUGGUGGAUACCUGCAUUGCAAGAGUGGGUUGGUUCAGUUCGUCCAUGAAUAUGACAAUGUCCUUGGAACCAAGGAGCAAAAGGAGCUAGAAGAUGAUGCUGCAGACUCGAAAGGCGUCAUCCCAUGCAUAGGGAGCACGGGCAUUGAGAGACAAUUUCAGUAG